AUGCUAGAGGAAGAGAGAUUAAAAUGUUUACGUAACAAUCAAUCCAACCUUCGAGUGUCAAAGUAUCGAAGUCUUACUGAAGAAGGAGACCCAAACCAAACACAAGGGUCAAUCACGGGAAAACGAGUUAUCUUACCAUCAUCUUAUGUUGGAAUUCGGAGAUUUAUGGAUCAAUUGUACUAUGAUGGCAUGACAAUUUGUAGUAAAGUCGGCUUUCUAGACCUUUUCAUUACAUUCACUUGCAACCCAAAUUGGCCAGAAAUUCAAAGAGCUUUACAUCCUCUAAAUCUUAAGCCACAAGAUAGACCAUAUAUCAUUGCUAGAGUUUUUAAGAUGAAAUUUGAUAGCCUAUUAGCUGACGUGACAAAGAAAGGAUGCUUAGGCAAAGUUCUUGCUUACAUGUACACCAUAGAAUUUCAAAAGAGAGGUUUACCACAUGCACACAUUCUAAUUUUCUUGUAUCCUUCCAAGAAAUAUCCAACACCUGAAGACAUUGACAAAAUUAUAUCUGCAGGGGUUCCUGAUCCCUUGAAAUAG
This is a messenger RNA of Vicia villosa (hairy vetch), 537 nucleotides long. RefSeq lists its product as uncharacterized. The transcript is spliced from 2 exons. The record is from RefSeq and is a predicted model, not a curated record. Bases 1 to 537 code for a protein of 178 amino acids. Lineage: Eukaryota; Viridiplantae; Streptophyta; Magnoliopsida; Fabales; Fabaceae.